Messenger RNA from Penaeus vannamei (Pacific white shrimp), 583 nucleotides. RefSeq names its product Cytochrome c oxidase subunit 7B (gene COX7B). Lineage: Eukaryota; Metazoa; Arthropoda; Malacostraca; Decapoda; Penaeidae. The record is from RefSeq and is a predicted model, not a curated record.
CGGCAGAUGGCAGCAGCGGCGCCUCAGCAGCCCCUCAGAGCGACGGAAACUCUCGAGAAGGAAGAAGUACCUCUGCCCGGAAAGAAAAUCGAAAAUGUUUGCCAGAACCGCACUCUCCGCUCGCAAUGUCUGCAGAGCUAAGCCAAUGGGCCGCUCCAUGGGCUCUGUCGCAGAGUUCAAGCCCCCCACCAUGAGUGAGCUGCCUGUCCCACAUGGAUCCUGGUCUGAGGCUUACUCCAAGAAGCAGCGCAUGUAUAAUCUUCAUCUUCUUGCUGGUAUCGCAUUCUCUGCUGGCACAAUUGUUGCCGCCAAGAACUCUGGAUUGGUUGAGUUUGGCUGGGGACCUAAGAUCGGCAAUUAAAUGUAGGGCAGGAAAAAAAAAGAAUGUACAUACACCAGGAGUUCAUUGAAUGUAACUCUCAACAUCUGAUUACAGGGAAGUGGAGACUGGUGCAAUGACUUUUCCUAAUGUUUCCAUUUGGUUGACAUCUCCAUUUCCUUUGAUGUAGAUAAUGCUAAGACUGUAAAUGUGGUUGUAAGUUAUUGUACUUCUGUCAUAAAUAAACUUCUGAUUUAAUUUUGA